AUGGCGGCACAGGGCCGGGCGCUCUUCAUCUUCUUCGGACUGCAGUUGGUAAUAAUGGUGGUCUUAUAUCACCAAGGCUACCACCACCAGGUCAGCUAUGUCCUGAAGAUCCUGACCACCAGCAUCCUUAGUACCCCUGCCACCAUGUUGACCAUGAAAGAUGUCUACAGUGGCCUGGACCAAAUCCAACCCUUGAACCCUAUCAAGGAUGAUCUGCCUGCCUGCCCAAAGACCUCGCCUUUCAUCAGUGGUCCUCUGAAGGUGAGCUUCCCUCUUGAUCUAACGCUGGACGAAAUCACUAAGAAGAACCCGCUGGUCCAGCUGGGAGGCCACUAUCAGCCGCCCAACUGCUGGGCUCUUUAUCACACGGCUAUCAUCAUUCCCUACCGGGCCAGGAGAAAGCACCUGCACCAACUCCUCUACCACCUGCACCCCUUCUUGCAGAGACAGCAGAUCCACUACACUAUCUAUGUGGUGCACCAGAUGGACAAUUACACCUUUAACCGAGGGAAGCUACUGAAUGUGGGCUUCAAGGAGGCCAUGAAGGAGAAUAACUGGCAGUGUAUUUACUUCCAUGAUGUGGACCUGAUUCCUGAGGAUGAUCGCAACAUUUAUGGCUGCAAUUCCUUUCCCACACAUGUUUCAGUGGCCAUUGACAAGUUCCAGUAUGAGCUUCCUUACCGGACAUUCUUUGGGGGUGUAACAGCACUGCAGCCCAUUCACUAUCUGAAGAUCAAUGGCUUUCCUAAUAAUUACUGGGGCUGGGGGGGUGAGGAUGAUGACAUUGCAUCCAGAAUUUUCCUGAAUAAGAUGUUAAUCUCCCGGCCUCCAGCAGUAUAUGGCCGCUACCACAUGCUGAAGCAUGGUCAUGACAGAGGAAAUGAGGCCAACCCAAAAAGAUUUCACCUUCUCUCCAAAACCCAUUUGAGAUGGCGUUACAAUGGGAUGAACAGUCUUCUCUACAGCUUGAUGUCCAAGGAGCAGACCCCACUCUAUACCAAUCUCACAGUACACUUUGGUAUUGAUCACCACUAACUGGCAUGCUUCCCGUGGAGUCCCGGCCCCAUCUCUUCUGCCUAGAACUCUGGAUUUUCUGCCCCUUGUCCUGCCACAUGCCUC
Molecule: messenger RNA, 1119 nt
Organism: Trichosurus vulpecula (common brushtail)
Lineage: Eukaryota; Metazoa; Chordata; Mammalia; Diprotodontia; Phalangeridae
Product: beta-1,4-galactosyltransferase 3-like
Exons: 6
Coding region: 1-1035 (344 amino acids)
Biological process (GO): carbohydrate metabolic process
Molecular function (GO): glycosyltransferase activity
Source: RefSeq, a predicted model, not a curated record